Molecule: messenger RNA, 2738 nt
Organism: Xiphias gladius (swordfish)
Lineage: Eukaryota; Metazoa; Chordata; Actinopteri; Istiophoriformes; Xiphiidae
Gene: wnt10b
Product: wingless-type MMTV integration site family, member 10b
Exons: 7
Coding region: 406-1695 (429 amino acids)
Biological process (GO): multicellular organism development; canonical Wnt signaling pathway; cell fate commitment
Cellular component (GO): extracellular region
Molecular function (GO): frizzled binding; cytokine activity
Source: RefSeq, a predicted model, not a curated record
GCAACUCACCCGGACGAGGCCUCAGUGAUGUCCCACACGUUGGCAGCGCCCACCAUGUUCCUGACGAUCAUGACAGUAGUGCUUGGGCACUCUUGAAAUCUCUUGGCCACAGGUGGUGCAGAGGAGAGCAUGAACGCAAGGCCCACCGCCCGUUUUGACACGGCCGUUGGUUUCCAUGGUCGCGCCCUCGGUUCCGGGUUUAUUAGUUGAGAUGGGAUACAGGGUCUCAGAGGAGUAUACCAGAAAAACCCCUGAAAAACUUUCCAUGCCCCGGCCAUGCAAACACAAGCUUUGGCUGCCAGAUGCUGAGGAUAAUGGAUAGAACUGCAGAGGGAAAGAUGGAGAGGUGUGUGCAGCCAGCCACACAGACAUGCAAGUUGUGGCAGGCCGGUAGAUGAUGAAGUGAUGGAGAUGUUAGGAGGCCAUGGCCAUUGUGAUGCUGGGUGGCUGUUACUCUGGAACUGCCAUCUGCUGAAAAGGGUGCUGUGUAAUGACAUCCUCAGCCUGAAGGUGGCAGGAGAUCCAGUGCUAACCCCUAACUCGGUGUGCCUGAGGCUGGCAGGCCUCAGUAAGCGUCAGAUGCGGAUGUGUGUCCGGAGCCCCGAUGUGACAGCCUCCGCACUACAAGGAAUCCAGGUGGCCAUCCACGAAUGCCAGCACCAGUUCCGGGACCAGCGCUGGAACUGCUCCUCACUGGAGGGCCUUGGGAAGCUGCCCCAUCACAACACCAUCCUCAACAGGGGUUACCGUGAGAGUGCCUUUUCCCUUGCCUUAUUGGCAGCAGGUGUGGCUCACUCUGUGGCCUCGGCCUGCAGCAUGGGCAAGCUGCGGGGGUGUGGCUGUGAGGCCAAGCGUCGCCAGGACGAUGACAAGAUCAGGCUGAAACUCACACAACUGCAGCUGCAGACCCUGCAGAAAGGUGGGGUAGGCAUCAGCAUGACACGGUCAUUACCCUUGGAGUUAAAUGGUCGCCAUGGUGACCUGCCCGCUAACCUGCGCUCCACCCACCCCUCUGACCUGCUCAAGCCUUUGCCAGAUGAGUUGAGCUCCAUGCAGGAGACCUGGGAGUGGGGGGGCUGCAGUCAUGACGUCCGUUUUGGGGAACGUUUCUCCAGGGACUGGCUCGACUCCCGUGGGUCUCCAAGAGAUAUCCACGCUCGCAUGAGGAUACAUAACAACCGGGUGGGACGACAGACAGUAACUGACAACAUGAAGAGGAAGUGCAAAUGUCAUGGGACAUCAGGGAGCUGUCAGUUUAAGACCUGCUGGCAUGUGUCUCCAGAGUUCCGGCUUGUGGGUUCUCUACUCAAGGAAAAGUUCCUAUCAGCCAUUUUUGUGAACUCCCAGAACAAGAACAAUGGCGUUUUCAACCCUCGAACAGGAAACAGUGCCAGCGGGAGCACAGGGGGACUCAACGGAGGUCGGCGUCGCAGUAUGUCAAGAGAGCUGGUGUACUUUGAAAAGUCCCCCGAUUUCUGUGAGCGUGAUUCCUCUGUAGACUCUCUAGGUACACAAGGACGCAUCUGCAACAAAACCAGCUACAGCACAGACAGCUGCAACUCGUUGUGUUGCGGCCGUGGACACAACAUCCUGAAACAGACACGCAGCGAGCGCUGCAAUUGCCAAUUUCACUGGUGUUGCUACGUGCUGUGCGAGGAGUGUCGUCUCACAGAGUGGGUCAAUGUGUGCAAGUAGAUUCCAGUUCUCCCAGUCCCAGUUGCCUUUACCCAUCUAGGACUCAAGAUGGCGAGCCUGUCCCUUCGCCCACUUCUUUUGUUCGAGCAUUUGUUUUGCUCUUUGUGUAACUCUUCCAGAGAACCCCCCCCCCAUACACACACACACACACACACACACACACCUUUCUUAUUUUUGGUCCAUCAUCUGGGAUCCAUUUUCUCUUUGUAGCCACUGUUAUUCUCAAAAUGCCAAGUCAGAGAUUGAAGAGGUGACUCAUGUCAUUUGUCUUGUCAUAGUCUCUUUAUACUCUGCCCUCUCAGCCGUGAAAACAGUCUAUACCCUAUCUUUUCUAUCCAACAAAAAAAAGAUGCGCAACUACAAAAAAGCAUUUCUAUUUUAGUGUCUACAUGCUGACUCAUCUCGUUGUACAGUAGCUGUGUACUUUUAAUGUGUACAUGUAUAUUUGUAAAUGUAUUAUUAUUAAUAUUUUUAUUUUGUGUUGGCGCCUGUCCUUUUGGUUCUACUUAAUGACAAACUGAUGCUGGCCGAGUGGCUUAGGAGGGUGAACCAGUGCUGUUAGACCACAAAGUCUCAUUGCAGUUUAUCUUACAAGUUACUGUAUUUGGGACCUGUGACUCAGACAGAGCAAUGAUACUUAUUUGGGAGUCAGUCUCAAAAUCUUUCUAGACAAGGGUUUUACGAAUAGAAGAAGACAAGAUAGAGGAGUGUUUUUGGUGGUGUUUGAAGGGCCAGUACAUUUGAAAGAAAGCUUUCUCACAAAAGCAACAUGACUUUUAUAAGUUUAUCAAAGCUUGUAUACUUGUAAAACUCUAUAUGGGAAUGUUGAUACAACAUCAGUUUUAGAAACAGAUUCAGUCCUUCUAUCCCUUACUCUGAAUAACUCAUUUAAAUUUAUUUAUACCAUUGUAACAAUAAUAAUUACUUCAUGAGAGUGGUCACUAGUGGUCUUGUUUUAUGUCAACAUUGUGACAGAAAUAUACUUACUCUUGGUAUAACUUCGAUGUGAUGUAUGUCAAUUUCCUAUGAAAUCAUGACUGAGA